Chelonus insularis is the source of this 1325-nucleotide messenger RNA. RefSeq names its product barH-like 1 homeobox protein. Bases 264 to 1130 code for a protein of 288 amino acids. The transcript is spliced from 5 exons. Gene Ontology annotation, biological process: central nervous system development; neuron differentiation; regulation of transcription by RNA polymerase II. The record is from RefSeq and is a predicted model, not a curated record. NCBI's taxonomy places the organism in Eukaryota, Metazoa, Arthropoda, Insecta, Hymenoptera, Braconidae. Gene Ontology annotation, molecular function: DNA-binding transcription factor activity, RNA polymerase II-specific; RNA polymerase II cis-regulatory region sequence-specific DNA binding. Gene Ontology annotation, cellular component: nucleus.
CCGACACAGUAUCUUCUAAUCCUGUAGACAAGGGGUGUGAGACAUUAACGUAUUCACUUUCAUUAUUUUUCAACAACUCUUCAAUAAAGUACAAAUCCAAAUUGAAAAGUUCAAUUAAUAAUUAGAUUUGUAAUCAAUAAUUGUUAGUACUUAUUAAUUGAUAGCAAGAAUGGUAUAACUAACACAGUUUUGGAUCAGUAAUGAAGAUACUAGAAGAUUUAUAUAAGUGACAGUGUGUUUAGAUAAAGCUAAUAGAAAUAAAAAUGUCGCAAAAUAAUAUAGGAACUUUGGAAAGUUCCAUAACAGGUGCAAAAUCAACAGUUUUUAGUAUUGAGAGACUAUUAAGUAAAGAAACACCAUCGAAUCAUUUAGGAAUUAAAGAAAAAGAUAUAUAUUUAUCUGCUGAAUCAAUGAUUCAGGAUACAAGAUUAACCGCAGUGCCUGAUUCUUCAAUGUCAUCAAUAGAUGAAGUAGAAACUUAUGAAGAUCCAGACAUAGGCUCAACUUCAUCUGAACCAGGAAUUAGUUACGAAGCUUGCACAAGUAGCAGUAGCAGCAGUAGUGGAAACUGCAACUCUGUAAUGGACUGUGGAGAUAAAGAUGUCCAUGCAAAAGACUUUGGUGUAUCAAAUGAUGAAGAUAAAAAGAAAAGACCUCGAACUGCCUUUACAGCCGCUCAAAUAAAAUCUCUUGAAUCUGAAUUUGAGAGAAGUAAAUAUCUUAGUAUUGCAAAAAGGCUGCAGCUCAGCAAAAGUUUGAAACUCACAGAAACUCAGAUUAAAAUUUGGUUUCAAAAUCGAAGGACUAAGUGGAAGCGAAAAUACACCAAUGAUGUAGAAAUUUUCGCUCAACAAUAUUAUUCAAGCCUUGGUAUUCCAGCUCCACGACCCAUUUUUGUUGGUGACAGAUUAUGGUUUUUUAAUUACCCUGGACAACCACAGACUGCAACACCACCACUUCUACCUCCACAUGUGGGAUCUUUGGCUUUACCACCAGCAUUACCCAUCAUUCAACCUCUUCCAAGUAAUCUCGCAGUUGGAACACAAAAUGCUGUGUUCCAAAAUAUCCCACCGACUCACUCACUCAAUUAUCUUACUCAACAACUUGACUAUCGACGGCAGGAAACAUGAAAAAUAUAUCAACUAUAUAUUGAUUUACGAUAAAUAUAAAUAUUUUUUUGCAAUUAUAUUUGCAUUUAAUUCAAAUAAUAACUUGCUGCCAAAAUAUUGAUAAGAAUAUUUAUAUAUUCAAGUAAAAAACUGUCUUUGUAUACAAUUUGAUACUAUUAUGUUACAAGAAAAACAUUUUAAAAUCAAUUUAUUGAU